Molecule: messenger RNA, 8020 nt
Organism: Salvelinus namaycush (lake trout)
Lineage: Eukaryota; Metazoa; Chordata; Actinopteri; Salmoniformes; Salmonidae
Gene: kif20ba
Product: kinesin family member 20Ba
Exons: 31
Coding region: 1-4665 (1554 amino acids)
Biological process (GO): mitotic spindle assembly; microtubule-based movement
Cellular component (GO): nucleus; spindle microtubule
Molecular function (GO): plus-end-directed microtubule motor activity; ATP binding; microtubule binding
Source: RefSeq, a predicted model, not a curated record
AUGAUGGAAUCGUGUUUUUACAACAAAUUGGAGAACGUGGAGCGGGAAGUUAACUUCGACGACUUGAAGAAAGACCUAUUUUCUGAGUUUAAUUCCAUAGACUCCCAGGAGUCUUGCCUGGAAGAGCAUGAACACUUGCAGGUGUACCUUCGCAUUCGACCAUUCACAUCAACUGAGAGUGAAAAUGGCGAAUCACAGGACUGCGUUUCCAUCGAGCUCCCGGACACGGUCCUCCUUAAGGCUCCAAGGACUUCGCUCUCAGCACGGCUCCGUGACAAAUCGGCUCAACGGUUUCAAUUCUCACAGGUGUUAGGGCCAGAAACCACUCAGAGGGAGAUGUUUGACGGCACUGUGAGAGGUCUCGUCAAGGAGGUUCUGGAAGGCGGAAAUUCUCUCGUUUUCACAUAUGGAGUGACAAAUGCGGGAAAGACAUUCACAUUUCUAGGUCCAGAGGCCAAUGCAGGGAUCCUCCCUAGGUCUUUGAAUGUCAUCUUCAACAGCAUUGAGGGGCGUGUUUAUGACCAGAUGACUAUCAAGCCACAGCGAUGCAGAGAGUUCAUCAGGCUCACUAAAGACCAGCAGAGUGAAGAGGCCACUAGCAAGCGAAAUCUCUUCAGGCUCCUCAAGGAGACUUCUAUCCAACCAGAGGUUUGUAACAGCCUAACACCACCACUUGUUUCUCUGACAGGGUCCACACUAAGUGACAUUGAGGGGACUGUGACGGAACAACGUUUCAGUCUGGAUGUUGAAGCACAAACCAAGUUCUCCGUCUGGGUGUCCUUCUGUGAAAUCUACAACGAGAACAUUCACGACCUGCUGGAGCCGAUCGGAGCCCAGAAGAGAAUCACACUGCGGCUGUCACAGGAUGUCAAAGGCAACUCCUUUGUAAAAGAUCUGAAGUGGGUACAAGUGAACAAUGCGGAGGAGGCCUACAAGAUAAUGAAGCUAGGGAAGAAGAACCAGAGCUUCGCCAGCACAAAGCUCAACCUCCUCUCGAGCAGGAGCCACAGCAUCUUUUCUGUUCGUAUCCUGCGGGUGGAAGAUGCUAGGAUUCCUCGUGUUAACUCUAUCAGCGAGCUGUCCUUGUGUGACCUGGCUGGGUCUGAGAGGUGUGCUAAAACUCAGAAUAAAGGGGAGCGUUUGAAAGAGGCCGGGAACAUCAACACUUCCCUGAUGACACUGGGCAAGUGCAUCAACACGUUACGGCAAAGCCAGCAGCUCAACGUGCUCAAGUUCUCCGCCGUGGCUCAGAAGGUGGUGGUGCUGACCACCAAGACCGUCCCCCACCUCGCCACCAAGAGGUCGGCCCGAGAACUGUCCAUGAUCAUCAACAACGCAGACAGGAAGUACCUGUUGGGUCAGAAGAGAAGGAGCUCCCUGGUUGGCUGGGAGACCAGUCUGGAGGACGUGCAGGAGCAUGACGACACAGAGGAGGAAGAGGAGAGCGUGAUGGAGACCAUGCAGGAAGUGGACGAUGACGAAAAGGUUCUCAUCAAUAAAGACACUUAUGAGAGCCAGUUACUCCAGUUGACGGAGCUCCGGGAACAGCUGCAGGAAGAGAGGUCUAAAAACGUUGCUUUGGAAUCCCGGAUCCGUGACGAGGUCACCAAGGAGUUCUCGGAGUUCUUCUCUGAAAUGCAGACCGAUUACAAGGAGCGUCUGGCCAAAGAGGAGAAGAAUGUCGAGGAGAGAGCAGAGAAGCGUCUAGAGAUCCUGAUGAAUCUAGUGAACAUUAACACCAGCCAAGAGGAGUUGGACAGAGUAGACCGAGCCACAGAGGACAGCUCGUCAUUGGGAGGGAUGUUUGACUCCAUGUGCAGUGACCUGGCAGGCAUAAAGAAGGCGGCUGAGGAGGCCAAGACAUGUCUGGUGGUCACCCAACCCAAUGGCGAAACCAUCUCCAAUCUGGAGAAGAGAGUGGAUGAUCUCUCGGAGCUGCUGAGCCAAGCCCAGGAGCAGCUCACUGUCAAAACCAAUGAACUAGAACGUUAUUGCAGACAAGCGCAGCAAUCGAAGCAACAGCUUGAAGAGGCUAGAAAGACUCUCGAGUCUCAGGAGCUGAAAUUCUCCCACUUCCUGGAGAUGUGUCAUGAGAAGGAUGAGAUGAUCACCUCGCUUCAGAACACUGUAGACCAACAGGUCCAAGCCACGAUCAAGGAUAAGACUACAUUUGACGGCAUCAAGGAUGAGAUCCUGCAACUGAAGAGCAGCUGCACUUGCUCCAGAGGGGAGAGGCCCAGCUCUCGCGCAGAGAGCCGCAAACGGCUGGUGGAUCUCCAGGCCAACCUGGAGGACCAGCCCCCCAGCAAGAAAGGGUUCCUGGGGAGAGGACAGAAGGAGAUGGACAGAUUGCGCAGGGAGCUGGUGGAGGUACAAACGGACAGUGGGCUUCUCCGAGACAAGCUGACGGAACAGGAAAGAGAAUUCCCAGAGGCCCUAGAGGAGAGUGAGCUGGGAGAGAAACCGGCCCCACAGCACAUCUCAGAACAGCAGCUGGAGGUGCUAAAAGAGAAACCGGCCCCACAGGAACUGAACUUGGAGCAGCUCAAGGCAGAAAUGGAGGAGGCUAAAGCCAUGGCCCACAGCGAGAACUCUGUAGCUGAGGUCGUGACCUUGAAAGGAAAGAUAGCUGCACUGGAAGAGAAGCAGUGCACCCACCAAACGGAGAGGGAGGCAGCCGUAACGGUGUCCCAGUCGUAUAACGACGAGCUCAUGUCCCAAACGAAGAGAGUGGCAGAGUUGGAGAAGACACUGUUUGAGAAGGAGGCGCAGGUGUCAGGCCUGCAGAGGAGCCUGAGGGAGGUGCAGGAGAUGCGGGAGGAAGAGGAGACCGCUACGGUGCAGGAGGCUCGUAAGAGGGAGGUGGAGAGGAGGAGGGAGCUGCUGGCUGUGGCUGAAGAGGCCAUCACUCAGAAGAACGCUGAGCUGGAGAGGAGAGAGCAGGUCAUCACCAGAUUGAAGGAGAGGGCUAAACUCGACUCCGACAAAGUGAAGAGUUUGAGCCUGGACCUUGAGAGGAAAGACGACGACACUUCUGAUCUCAAAGAGAAGCUGUCCGACUCAAAAAAACAGAUACAGCAAGUUCAAACGGAGAUCAUUUCCAUGCGAGAAGAGGAGAAAUCUCUCAAACGAAAACUGCAGGACUUGGAGAAAGUGAAGAAACUGCAGCAGGCAGACUUGGCUAAUAAAGACAGGACCAUACAGCAACUGAAAACGGAACAGUCUGCUGACGAGAACCUCAAGCUCUAUCCGAACGCCUGUAAAGACCUUCAGGCUAAGGAGCGUAUGAUGGAGGACAUGCGUCUGGCUCUAACUGAACAGGAGGAUACCCAGACCCAACAGGAGCAGGUGUUAGAGGCCAAACUGGAUGAGAUUGACGCCCUCAUUGAAGAGGUGGAUAAACUGAAAGGACUGUUACGCUACCAAGACAGUGGGAAAGACACUGGAGCCCUGAGAGACAACCAAUCGGACGAGGCCAAGCUAGCCAUACAGGAAGCAAUUCAGGCUCAAGUCACCUUAAAGCUGUGUACUGAGAAACACCAAGCUGACAGGAGGAAGUGGCUUGAAGAGAAGACUGUUCUCAUCCGGCUGGCCAAGGAGGCCGAGGAUAAGAGGAACCAGGAGAUGAGGAAGUUUGCAGACGGCCGCAAGCUUCACGCCAAGCAGCAAACCCAAGUGGAAGGUCUGGUGGCCCAGCUCAGUGAGAAGGAGCAGGACCUAGUGAAGUGGAGGAAAGAGAGGGACUCCCUGGUAACAGCUCUGGAGGUCCAGCUAACCAAACUCCUCUCCAGCAUCGCCGACAAGGAUGAACAGAUAGCCAGUCUCCGCUGCCAUGCCUCCUCUCAGCCAGCAGAGAGAGACCGUGGCCAGGUGGAGGUAGUGGAGCUGCAGGGCCUUAUGUCUGACAGAGACGCUGAGAUUCUUAACCUGAAGGAACAACUGAAAACUGCAUCCGAAGCCAGCAGCGACGUCUCAGCCCCUACUGAACACAGAGAGACAUCCAAUCAGACUAAAGCAGAGGAGUGCCCUCCCAAAGUCCGUGAGAGGAGUCUCCAUGGCAACAGUCAACGAGUACACGGCGUAAAGACGUUGAAGAGGACCAGUCAGGCGUCUGGGGGCUACCCGUCGGUGCUAGACUCCUCAGAGAUCAUAACGGAGGGGGGCAGGACCAGCCGCUUCCCCAAGCCGGAGCUGGAGAUCUCCUUCAGCCCGCUGCAGCCCAACAGGAUGGCCCUGAAACGCCAGGGAGAGGCCGUGGUCAACGUCAAAAUCACCCGCAAGAGGAAGAGCUCUGAGAUUGACAAGAAGAGCGGAUGGCGAAGUCCAGCUAAAAGGAGAGCAACGCAUGAACUCCCAUCUCAGGAUGAGGUGCGCAAGGAGAACCAUAGAAACCCCAGAACCAGACUGGCUCCUAAACUGGCUGUGCAUCAAGAGUUGCCAUCUCCGGCCAGUGGCAGUAAAGACCCGGGAUCCAUAAGGCCCCAGGACUCCCAGUCCAGCUUGCAUAGCAGGAAAGAAGGAACGAUGCAGAAGAUCGGAGUCUUCGGUAGCAAGGCUAAAAAGAUAAUGGGAUUGGUGAGCGGGAAAUCCCCAGAGACGGAAAGGGGGUCGUCCAUGAGCUUUAGACCCAUGAAGUCCAAGUGGAAGAGAUCUCCUCCCCGAUAGACUUCUCCUCCCGCCCGAUCAUCAGUGGAGUUCCAGACGAGAAAGAGAGUGACCAUCUCAUCGUCAAGAGAGAACUUCGGACUGAAGUCAAAGACGCUGCUCUUAAUGGUACAGGGAAAUUAAUGAAUUGAUUUUGUAAUGAAGGACAUCUUGAGGUUUACUUUAUUGUUAAGGUCGUUUUUCUUUCCAGAAGUCGUGUAUUUUCUGAAAUCACUUCCUCUUUCUCUUAGCUGCCUGUUUUCUUUCAUAUAGUCUUCAUUUAUCACUUCAGUCUAUUUUAUUUCUACGUAUUCAACGUUGCACAUAUUCUGAAUAUUUCUCUCCAUUGUGUGCUAUGUAUAAUAUGAUUUAACAGAAUAUAAUCAAGUAUUUUUAUUCUCAGUCCAGAACAUCAUCGUGGUAAUGCAGUAAUCUGAAGAUUUAGUAUAGUACUUCAUAAAAACACAGUAUAGUACUUUAUAAAAACACAGUAUAGUACUUUACUGUGAUCAUCUCAGAUGUUCAUGUAAAAACACAGUAUAGUACUUUAUAAAAACACAGUAUAGUACUUUAUAAAAACAGUAUAGUACUUUACUGUGAUCAUCUCAGAUAUUCAUGUAAAAACACAGUAUAGUACUUUAUAAAAACACAGUAUAGUACUUUACUGUGAUCAUCUCAGAUGUUCAUGUAAAAACACAGUAUAGUACUUUAUAAAAACACAGUAUAGUACUUUAUAAAAACAGUAUAGUACUUUACUGUGAUCAUCUCAGAUGUUCAUGUAAAAACACAGUAUAGUACUUUAUAAAAACACAGUAUAGUACUUUAUAAAAACAGUAUAGUACUUUACUGUGAUCAUCUCAGAUAUUCAUGUAAAAACACAGUAUAGUACUUUAUAAAAACACAGUAUAGUACUUUAUAAAAACACAGUAUAGUACUUUACUGUGAUCAUCUCAGAUGUUCAUGUAAAAACACAGUAUAGUACUUUAUAAAAACACAGUAUAGUACUUUACUGUGAUCAUCUCAGAUGUUCAUGUAAAAACACAGUAUAGUACUUUAUAAGAACACAGUAUAGUACUUUAUAAAAACACAGUAUAGUACCUUAUAAAAACACAGUAUAGUACUUUAUAAAAACACAGUAUAUUGUAAAGUAUAGUACUUUACUGUGAUCAUCUCAGAUGUUCAUGUAAAAACACAGUAUAGUACUUUAUAAAAACACAGUAUAGUACUUUAUAAAAACACAGUAUAGUACCUUGUAAAAAAACAGUAUAGUACCUUAUAAAAAAAACAGUAUAGUGUAUAGUAUAGUGUAAAGUAUAGUACUUUACUGUGAUCAUCUCAGAUGUUCAUGUAAAAAAAAAAAAAAAAAAAAACAUCUGUAUGCUGAUGACACAAUUAUUCAUUUAUGCGUAUCUAAUAUGCAGAAGGCUUUUCAGGACUUACAGUACAGACUUACAGUACAGACUUACAGUACAGAGUCACAGUACAGAGUCACAGUACAGAGUCACAGUACAGAGUCACAGUACAGACUUACAGUACAGACUUACAGUACAGACUUACAGUACAGACUUACAGGCUUUUGAUGUUAUUCAAAGGCAGCUUUUCCAAUUGAAACUUAAUGCAAGGAAAACAACAUUUAUGGUUUUCUCUUCCCUGAAAGGUAACAGAUGGAGUCACUUGCAGAUUUUAACUAUAAAAUUCCAGCAAAUUGAUAGGGUCGCCUCCUAUAAGUAUCUUGGGAUUUAGUAAAGUACUUUAUUGUGUUCAUCUCAACAAUGUUCAUGUAAAAAAAAAAAAAACACUAGUUUCUUUUUGUGGAGCAGAAUGAAUAUCUCACUCGGGACAACCACUACCGAGUCCUAUUUUUGUUGUAAACGUGUUGAUAAUGCAUGGUGUGACAUAGAUAUAGGGGCCCUAUUCAGUCAGAUCUGCUAAUCAGCGUAGUAUCCGGGAUAAGACGGAACACCCUCACAAACUGCUCUUUUGGUUUAACUCGGUAAACCUUUUUUUUUUUUUUUACUAAAUGAAUCUAAAUGUCUUUCCCAGUCUCCUUUUCAAUACCACUGCUAACAUAUACCAAGGUGGUUUAAUAAAACACUACUAUUCCUUUGUAAUACUGUACUGCUAACAUAUACCACGGUGGUUUAAUAAAACACUACUAUUCCUUUGUAAUACUGUACUGCUAACAUAUACCAAGGUGGUUGAAUAAAACACUACUAUUCCUUUGUAAUACUGUACUGCUAACAUAUACCACGGUGGUUGAAUAAAACACUACUAUUCCUUUGUAAUACUGUACUGCUAACAUAUACCAAGGUGGUUGAAUAAAACACUACUAUUCCUUUGUAAUACUGUACUGCUAACAUAUACCAAGGUGGUUUAAUAAAACACUACUAUUCCUUUGUAAUACUGUACUGCUAACAUACCAAGGUGGUUUAAUAAAACACUACUAUUCCUUUGUAAUACUGUACUGCUAACAUAUACCACGGUGGUUGAAUAAAACACUACUAUUCCUUUGUAAUACUGUACUGCUAACAUAUACCAAGGUGGUUUAAUAAAACACUACUAUUCCUUUGUAAUACUGUACUGUUAACAUAUACCACGGUGGUUUAAUAAAACACUACUAUUCCUUUGUAAUACUGUACUGCUAACAUAUACCACGGUGGUUGAAUAAAACACUAUUCCUUUGUAAUACUGUACUGCUAACAUAUACCAAGGUGGUUUAAUAAAACACUACUAUUCCUUUGUAAUACUGUACUGCUAACAUAUACCACGGUGGUUGAAUAAAACACUACUAUUCCUUUGUAAUACUGUACUGCUAACAUAUACCAAGGUGGUUUAAUAAAACACUACUAUUCCUUUGUAAUACUGUACUGCUAACAUAUACCACGGUGGUUGAAUAAAACACUACUAUUCCUUUGUAAUACUGUACUGCUAACAUAUACCAAGGUGGUUGAAUAAAACACUACUAUUCCUUUGUAAUACUGUACUGCUAACAUAUACCAAGGUGGUUUAAUAAAACACUACUAUUCCUUUGUAAUACUGUACUGCUAACAUAUACCACGGUGGUUGAAUAAAACACUACUAUUCCUUUGUAAUACUGUACUGCUAACAUAUACCAAGGUGGUUUAAUAAAACACUACUAUUCCUUUGUAAUACUGUACUGCUAACAUAUACCACGGUGGUUGAAUAAAACACUACUAUUCCUUUGUAAUACUGUACUGCUAACAUAUACCAAGGUGGUUUAAUAAAACACUACUAUUCCUUUGUAAUACUGUACUGUUAACAUAUACCACGGUGGUUUAAUAAAACACUACUAUUCCUUUGUAAUACUGUACUGCUAACAUAUACCAAGGUGGUUUAAUAAAACACUAUAACCUGG